Molecule: messenger RNA, 509 nt
Organism: Williopsis jadinii
Lineage: Eukaryota; Fungi; Ascomycota; Saccharomycetes; Phaffomycetales; Wickerhamomycetaceae
Exons: 1
Coding region: 96-368 (90 amino acids)
Source: RefSeq, a predicted model, not a curated record
CCCUUUCGUAGACUUUUGCGCCAAAUGUGAAAUUGCUGUCUGGGCACGAAAAAGACACAGCAAAAUGACAGCAAAACUGAUCCGUGGUCGGAAAAAUGUCCGAUAUGGACAAUUCAAGUCCUUGCCACGGGGAAAAUUUCACAAAGCGUACAAACGGACAUUUGACAAACUCCUUAUCUCGCUCGUAUUGUCCACCAUGUAGUCCGGAAGGGACAAGACGUUUUCCUCAUCAUGGGCCCAGUGAUCGAUCAUCCGCUCACCACGCGUCGUUCACGCAGCUGUGUCUUUACCACUUUACUGUGAUAUUCGACCUUCGGACUCGAUUUCCGGUUUUAUCACUGAAUUAUAUCAGCUGUGAUUUACUAUAACACUUUACACCUAUCACAUCCUUUCUGGGAUGUGAAAACAUCAUGAAGCACGAAUCCUCAAGAUUUGAGUGCUUCUAUACAACUGUUUAAAAGGGGUUCCUUGAACCAUUGUAUUGCUUCUCUGUAAAGUUCCUAGAACUU